Molecule: messenger RNA, 3417 nt
Organism: Leptonychotes weddellii (Weddell seal)
Lineage: Eukaryota; Metazoa; Chordata; Mammalia; Carnivora; Phocidae
Source: RefSeq, a predicted model, not a curated record
AUGGUGGACUAUAGCGUGUGGGACCACAUCGAGGUGUCUGACGAUGAGGACGAGACGCACCCCAACAUCGACACGGCCAGCCUCUUCCGCUGGCGGCACCAGGUAGAAUGCGCGGAGCCAUUUGUGCUGGCCAAGCUGCGGGCUGAGGAUGGCCUCUACCUCAUCCAUUGGAGCACCAGCCGCCUCAACCGCCUCAUCCUCACGGUGGCCCAGCGUGAGCAGGCCCCGGGCACACAGCACGUGCACCUGCGUAAAUUCCCCAUUGAGCUGCAGGCCGGGGGCUUCACGCUGGAGGGUUGGGACCGGUCCUUCCCCAGCGUGCGGGAGCUGCGGGCUGCCCUCCAGGGUUGCUCCCUGCGGGCUGGUGAUGACUGUUUCUCCCUGCACCACUGCUGCCUGCCUCGGCCGGGAGAGAUCUCCAACCUCAUCAUCAUGCGGGGGCCUCGGGCCAGCACUGGUCCGCCCAACCUCAGCCAGCUCAGCUUCCACCGGAUCUGCCAGGAUGACAUCACCCAGCUGUCCCACUUGGGCCAAGGCACGAGGACCAAUGUGUAUGAGGGCAUCUUACGAGUGGGGGGCAGAGGCCCCAAGGAGGGCACGGCCGAUGGUGAGGACCCCCCUACACCCGGUGGGGACUGUGGGCAAGAGCUCCGAGUGGUACUCAAGGUGCUGGACCCCAGUCACCACGACAUCGCCCUGGCCUUCUACGAGACAGCCAGCCUCAUGAGCCAGGUCUCCCACGUGCACCUGGCCUUUGUACACGGCAUCUGCGUGCACGGCUCUGAGAACAUCAUGGUAACAGAGUACGUGGAGCACGGGCCCCUGGACGUGUGGCUGCGGCGGGAGAAGGGCCACGUGCCUGUGGCCUGGAAGGUGGCCGUGGCCCAGCAGCUGGCCAGCGCCCUCAGCUACCUGGAAGACAAGAGCCUGGUUCAUGGUAAUGUGUGUGGCCGGAACAUCCUGCUGGCGAGGCUGGGACUGGCAGAGGGCACCAGCCCCUUCAUCAAGCUGAGCGACCCUGGUGUGGGCCUGGGCGCCCUUUCUAGGGAGGAGCGGGUGGAGCGGAUCCCCUGGACAGCCCCCGAGUGCCUAUCUGGCGGAGCCAACAGCCUAACCACUGCAGCCGAUAAAUGGGGCUUUGGUGCCACCCUCCUGGAGAUCUGCUUUGACGGGGAGGCCCCUCUGCAGGGCCGUGGCCCUUCCGAGAAAGAGUACUUCUACCAGAAGCAGCUCCGGCUUCCUCAGCCCUCCUGCCCGGAGCUGGCCACACUCACCAGCCAGUGCCUGACCUAUGAACCAGCUCAGCGGCCCUCCUUCCGCACCAUCCUGCGUGACCUCACUCAGCUGCAGCCCCAAAAUCUUGCUGACGUCUUGGCUGUGAACCCCGACUCGCCUACGUCAGACCCCACCAUUUUCCACAAGCGCUAUUUGAAAAAGAUUCGGGAUCUGGGCGAGGGUCAUUUCGGCAAGGUCUGCCUGUAUUGCUACGACCCCACGAAUGACGGCACUGGCGAGAUGGUGGCCGUGAAGGCCCUCAAGGCGGACUGCGGCCCCCAGCUCCGCACCGGCUGGAGGCGGGAGAUCGACAUCCUGCGCACGCUCUACCACAAGCACAUCGUCAAGUACAAGGGCUGCUGCGAGGACCCAGGCGAGAAGUCGGUGCAGCUGGUCAUGGAGUACGUGCCCCUGGGCAGCCUGCGGGACUACCUGCCCCGGCACAGCGUGGGCCUGGCGCAGCUGCUUCUCUUCGCCCAGCAGAUCUGUGAGGGCAUGGCCUACCUUCACGCACAGCACUAUGUGCACCGAGACCUGGCUGCCCGCAACGUGCUGCUGGACAACGACAGGCUGGUCAAAAUCGGGGACUUUGGCCUAGCCAAGGCUGUGCCUGAAGGCCAUGACUACUACCGCGUGCGCGAAGAUGGGGACAGCCCCGUAUUCUGGUAUGCCCCAGAGUGCCUGAAGGAGUGUAAGUUCUACUAUGCAUCCGACGUCUGGUCCUUCGGGGUCACCAUGUAUGAGCUGCUGACCUACUGUGACUCCAGCCAGAGCCCCCCAUCGAAAUUCAUCGAGCUCAUAGGCCUCACCCAGGGGCAGAUGACGGUGCUGAGGCUCACUGAACUGCUGGAACGAGGGGAGAGGCUGCCCCGGCCAGAGAGAUGUCCUUGUGAGAUCUAUCUCCUCAUGAAGAACUGCUGGGAGGCAGACGCUUCAUUCCGCCCCACCUUCCAGAACCUCAUACCCAUUCUCAAGACAGUCCAGGAGAAAUACCAAGGCCAGGCCGCCUCAGUGUUCAGUGUGUGCUGAAUGAAGCCUACCGGUGGCUCUGGGGGGGGACUGGAGCAGGCACCCACCCAGAGGGCCUCGCCGCCCCCAGAGGGACCCGACAGGGAGAGGUCGGCCUUACCAUUCCCCGUGCCUUAUUCCUGCCUGGAGAUCCCACCUCUGUGAAUUGACUUUCCUUCUGUCUUACUCCCUUUGGGUUGCUGUAACAAUCCCACAGAUGGAGUGGCUUAUAAACAGAAAUUUAUUUCUCGCAGUUCAGGAGGCUGGGAAGUCCAAGAUCAAGGCUCCAGCGUAGUCACGUUUUGCUGAAGGCCCUCUUCUUGGUUCGUAGCCCACACCUUCUGGCUGUGUCCUCACAGGGCUGGGGGGACUCGGGAUCUCUCUGGAGUCCCUUUUAUAAGGACGCUGAAGAAGGCUCCACCCUCAUGACCUAGCACCUGCCAAAGGCCCACCUCCUAAUACCAUCACAUCGGGCAUUGGGAUUUCAAUGGGAGAAUUUUGAGGGGAUGCAACCCUUCAAACUGUCAUCCCUUCCAUGGUUAUGAGCCUGGCACAGGCCCGUGAGGGACCCAGGACAAGCAAGGACCUAAUCAGGCCCUUGAAUCCGAUCUUUCUGCCUCCCCCUCAGCUCCCAGCCUUAGUUAACACCCACCAUUUCCACCAGCUGGUAAUAAACUCGUCUUUUCUCUGCCGGAGGCUGUGAUCCUUGGGCCCUUCUUCAGCGAGUGUUUGCUCUCCUGGGGACUGCAACUAAAGCAAGAUACUGCAGAAGAAGCCAGACUAAACUCUCCAACCUUUGCUCACCUCCAAAUCACCAGCUAGCAGGCCAGUACCUGGAGCACAGAAGGCUCCCAGUAACUACUUGCUACAGAGACCAACAAAGGAUGGAGGCCUUGGAGGGGCUCUACCCCACGUAGAUAAGCCUGCCAGGUUCACCCUUUCCUGGCUGUGUGACUUCAGGCAAAUGGCUCUCCCUCUCUGGACCUUCGUUCUCAACUCUGAACUGGGCGUGGUCACGCGUGCUAUCUCAGAGGACUAAUGUAAAUAGCUAAUGAGGUUCUUUAUGACAGAGGCUUAGCAGAGAGACAUGGAAACAAUGUACUCAAUAAACAUUUGAUACUGUUGUUAAUCCGG